Molecule: messenger RNA, 1784 nt
Organism: Oryza sativa Japonica Group (Japanese rice)
Lineage: Eukaryota; Viridiplantae; Streptophyta; Magnoliopsida; Poales; Poaceae
Product: E3 ubiquitin-protein ligase SINA-like 10
Molecular function (GO): zinc ion binding
Source: RefSeq, a predicted model, not a curated record
UACUCAACAAUGCACCAGCAACAAAGUUCAUGCCUUUUCAAAGUUCAUAAUGUAGGAGCUUGUUGAAUGACCCCCCCCCCCCUUCCCGGUUCAUGCCUUUUGGUUUAUUCUCUCUCUGGUCGUCUAUUGCUGCAAACUGCAACCAACCACCGAUUGUUUGUUCAUGCUGUUGCAGUUUUCAGUCAACAAGGACGCACACAAGAGCCGAUCGCCGUAGACGACGAUGCAGCACGGCGAGCAGAGCGGCGCCAAGAAGGCGGCGGCGUGGGUGGUGUCGCCCAACGGCCAAGUCAAGCGAGAAAUGGCGGUGGAAGCGGCGCGCGGCGAGGGAGCUGCUGCAGCCGCCGGAGCCGGAGAAGAAGAAGAAGAAGUCCAAGCCGGCGGGAUGAUCGCCGCGGCGGUGGGCGACGGCUUCGAGGGUGUGGAGAUCAGCGUGCGGAUCGACUUGGCCGUGCUCCACUGCCCCCUCUGCCUCCUCCCCCUCAAGCCCCCGACCUACCAGUGCGCGGCGGGGCACUUGGCGUGCAGCAGCUGCCAUGGCGACGUCCCGGGCAAGAAGUGCCACACGUGCGGCGGCGGCGGCGGCGGCGGCGUCUACGCGCGAUGCCCCGGGCUGGACACGUUCCUCCGCGCCGCCAAGAUCCUGUGCCCCAACGACCUGUUCGGCUGCCGGAGCUAUGUCGCCUACCACGACGUCGCCGCCCACCAGCGCGCGUGCCCGCACGCGCCCUGCUCCUGCUCGGAGCCGCGCUGCGACUUCCUCGGCUCGCCGCCGAUGCUCCUCGCCCACCUCGUCGCCGACCACUCGUGGCCCGUCAGCAAGGUCCCCUACGGCGAGGUCCUCACCAUCCACGUGCCGGAGUCGGAGCGGCGCCACCUGGUCGUCGCGGGGGCCGCCGGGGGGGACGACGAGCGCGUGUUCGUCCUGUCCGUGGGCGCGCUCGGCGUGGCGAGGGCCGUCUCGGUGGCGUGCGUCAGGGCGAACGCCGCGGCGGGGCCGCGCUACCGCUGCAAGCUCUGGGCGCACGCCCCGGGCGGCGGCGCCGCGGACUUCGUCCACAUGGACUCGGCGGUGGCGAGCAGCGCCGCCGCGCCCGGUGGCGAGGUCGCCGUCGACGAGGAGGCCAGGUUCCUGACGGUGCCGCCGUGCUUCCUCCACCUGCUCGACGCCGGAACGUCCAAGGAGAUGCUCAUCAGGCUCAGCAUCAGCAUUGACAUUGACAUUGACAUGUCCUGAUCGAUCGACAUGAAACAUGAUGGUCUACUAGUAAUGUCCUAAAUUCGUGAUUAGUGCUCUGAUGCCGUUCAAGUUUAGGUGCUAGUUUCAAGUUCUAACCAGCCAUAAGCUUUGCUAUUUGGAAGUUUGAACUCUGAUGUUCUAAAUUAUAAUUUUCGUAAGGAAAACUCGAGUUAAAAAUUCGAACUUGUACUUUCCUUCAACCUCGUUUUUAAUCUUCAAUGGAUAGAAGUAGAUGCCAAAAAGAUCCUAAUUGAAGCAAACUAUCUUUACCCCAAACCAAAACCAAACACUGCCGGCCUCCGUCCCAAGAAAAACCCAACCUUUACUAGGAUGGAACUAGGGGUGAAAACGGUACGGAAAUUUCCGAGAAUUCCGGCUACCGUUUCCGGUUUGCACCGACCGUUUCAAUCGGUAUCGGUAAUUGUCGGUAUCGGAAAUGGAAACGGUAAUCUCUUUCGGAAAUGGUAGCGGAAAUGAUAUGGGGUUUUUUCCGACCGUUUUGUCGGUAACCGUUUUUUAUCGGUAAUUUCCGUCAAAUUUCCGA